Vigna radiata var. radiata (mung bean) is the source of this 3281-nucleotide messenger RNA. Its product is annotated as squamosa promoter-binding-like protein 6. Gene Ontology annotation, molecular function: DNA binding. The coding region runs from base 713 to 2368 and encodes 551 amino acids. The transcript is spliced from 3 exons. The record is from RefSeq and is a predicted model, not a curated record. Gene Ontology annotation, cellular component: nucleus. Lineage: Eukaryota; Viridiplantae; Streptophyta; Magnoliopsida; Fabales; Fabaceae.
UAAAAGGGGAGAGGAGAAGAAUGUCUCUCUUUCUCUGAACUUAGGUAUGUGUGAAUGGCUGCUAGCUAGCAUGGUGGAAAGCUGUCCACUCUCAUUGUCUUUCUCCAAAAAUAGCAACUCAGAAUUCCAAUCUCUUGAAUUUUCUAUUCCAGUUGAGUAAAUCAUCUUUCUCCUUCACUUCACUCCACUUUACUUCCAUCUUCCACUGUUUGCAAACUCUCUCUCUCUCAAACACUGCCUUUCCUUUUCUCGCUCCCUCUUUCUCUUUCAGUAUACUUUUCCCGAUUCUCUAUUUUUCCCUCCUUCAACUCUGCUUCAGCAACCUCACACCCUCUUUGUCUUCACCAUAUUCACCUAUUUGUUUUCUUCUACGUUUCUUUCCCUCUUCUUUUCACGUGCUCUUCUCACACCUUGUCCCUUUCUGCUUCUUCUCUCGCGGCUUCUUCUUUCCUUCUUUAAUCCCUUUGGUUUCUCCAAAAUCCAAGACCUUCAUGUCUUUAGGAGAGUAAAUUCAUUGUCUUUCUUUGUUGGGUAAUGUAAAAUAAUGCUUUUUCAGUGGCUACCUUUCUGCUCAACUCCGGCAACAUGACCCCAAAUUCCAGCUCUGCCUGGCCAUAGCCAAUUAGGAACACUGUUCGGAUACUAUUUAAGAGUCAAUUGUUGUUUGGUCCUGUCUAAUUGUCUUGCACCUACCCUUGUUCUUUUGCAUGUGAUGGAAUCUUGGAGCUUUGUCCCUGAAGAAAAGGAGAGUGUCUCCAAUGAGGCACUAUCCCCUCCCAACACUCUCGGGAGGACCAUAAAUUCUUUCUUGGGCUGGGAACUAAAAACCCCAUGUGGUUUUUCCAACGACAUGUUGGGUUUGGGUCAGCACCCCAUUGAGAAUCAAGGUUUUGAAGAAUUGGGUUUUCCUGAAAUGUUGGGCAAACACUUGUCCGAUGAUCUAAUUGCUAGUGUUUCAAGCAGAAAGGUGGAUGCUGGUAGACAUCAACAGCACCAACACAGUGACAGAAUCACUGGAACUGUUGUGGAUGCCCCAAGUGGCUUUUCUCAAAGAGGGGACUCAAAUUCCAAGCUUUCAAACUCAAAUUCCCUCAUUGAUUUGAAACUGGGUCGAUUUGCUGACCAUGGAGAUGCCAUUGAUGCGGGGUUUUCCAAAGUUUUGUCUUCUUCCGAGUCAUCAACGCCUCCCAAGAGAGUGAGAGUUUCGGGGGUUCACUCGCAGACUGCUUAUUGCCAAGUCUAUGGCUGUAACAAGGAUCUCAGCUCCUGCAAAGAUUACCACAAGAGGCACAAAGUGUGUGAGGUUCACUCCAAGACUGCUACCGUUAUAGUCAAUGGUAUUGAGCAAAGGUUUUGCCAGCAAUGUAGUAGGUUUCAUUUGCUGGCUGAAUUUGAUGAUGGUAAGCGAAGCUGCCGUAAACGCCUUGCAGGUCAUAAUGAGCGUAGAAGAAAGCCACAAAUGGGGAUUCACCCCGGAAAGUCUGGGAGGUUGCUUCAGCCAUGUGGGGAUAGCAGAUUCCAGGGAUCCAUGCUAACAUCAUCCUUUAUCCGCCCAGAGAUGCUUCCUAGUGGGGUCAUGUGUUCUGAGAAAUAUGGUGUGAGUAGCUUCUGGCGACCUAUCAAAGCUGAACACGGGACUGGUUUUAGGCAUCUUUCUUCUAUGCCUGUAUCCAAUGGACAUCCUCAGUCAAGAUCUUUGUUCCCAUCAUAUAACGGAAAACAAUUUCCUUUUCUUCAUGAAAAUUGUGCAACGUCCACCACAGGAAGCAUCUUCUGUGAGAGCAAUAGCCACUAUCCACCUGCCCUUGGGGCACAAAAUUCUGGGUUAAGACCACUAUUCCAGGAUACCAUAGGAAAUGAGGACUUCAAUGUUUUUGAUACAGCAUCAACUGUUCAAGGAUUAUCGGGGAUUUCAGACUCUUGUUGUGCUCUCUCUCUUCUGUCAUCUCAAUCCCAGAACUCUUCAAGCCAAUCAUCAGGAAUUCCCUUGGCUCACUCCAUGGUUAUUCCAAGCGGUCAUGGCCAUCACUACAACAUGAGUCAGGUCUCUGAAAAGAUAGGAAUAAGCUCACAGACUUCUUCAAGCCGAGUGUCAGAUAGUUUUCCUUCAGAACUAAAUCAUGCAGAUGGAAGUCAUCUCAGUCCUGUGUUAAUAUCAGACCAUAAUGAUAUUGUAAACUUUGAUAUGGCAGAUGGUAUAUUCCAUGGUUCAGAAUUCAUGAAUGUUAAGGAUCGACUUCCCUGCGAAGAUGGUGCAACCAUAGACUUGCUACAAUUGUCAUCACAGCUUCAGCGAGUUGAGCAUGAGAGGCAAUCCUUGCAGGUGAAGCAGGAGAAUGAUUCUUCUUGCACACUGCGGAUUACAUAAAAUACUUUGCAAGAGGUACGUUUUCCUGUUUUUGUGAAAAUUUGGUGAUCCAAUUUCAUUAUGCAGAUUACGUGGGCACUUUGCUGAAGGUAAACUUGUGGUUAACACUACACACACCAUGCACUAGCUCUAUACAUGCUUCUUCCAUUCCUCUACUUUCGAGGAAAAUGGAAAAAUAAAUCUGGGGCUCUAUUUUAAAAUGAGUAAUUAAAUUAUUUGAACUAACACCAUCAGUGAAAGAAACGUUUUCUUAUUCAAUUUUUUUUACUAAAUUGUUGAUCUUUAACAUAGGCGUAAAAUCUGUAAAAUCGAUGUAUUGUGACAUCAAUAACAUCUUGCAUUGUCAAACUCAUUAAUUCUUGUGACAUUAUCAAUAUAUUAUUGAAUUGAAGUAUAGAACAAAUUUACACUGAUAAUGCAUAAAAUUAAACUCCAUCUCACUUGCAUGAUACUCUUUGUUGUGUAAUGAUUAAUUAGGCAUCAAGUGAUUCAACAUAAACGGAAUCUAGAGGAUGAAAAUUUGAUUUUUUUAUUUAAUGCAGGAAAAGGGUCGUGCAUCAUGCGAGGGUCAUCUUAGAAAACGUAGGCCACAGUGAAAUUGAAUCUUCAAAUGGUGCUAUUUUCAUCUGUUGCUAACUCUUUAAUGUAGUUUGCUUGUGCUGAUUCGGUUCAAGAACUUGUCUGCAGAAUAACUGAUGUACUAAACACGUCAGAGGCUACAUCUAUGUGAUAUUAGUUAGGACGCAAUUGUCCCAAGUGUAAUAUAUCCAUCUGGAUGUAAUAAACAAAAGCCUUAGAUGUAUGAAAAUAUGCUUGUCAUGGCCUAAACAUUUCAAACCAGGACAACUGUUUACUGGAAUUGACGUUCGAUUUCGUGCCAACUUUGGCAAUGACAUUUUUUGUCGUACUGAAA